Cottoperca gobio is the source of this 3497-nucleotide messenger RNA. RefSeq names its product corticotropin-releasing factor receptor 2 (gene crhr2). NCBI's taxonomy places the organism in Eukaryota, Metazoa, Chordata, Actinopteri, Perciformes, Bovichtidae. The record is from RefSeq and is a predicted model, not a curated record. Gene Ontology annotation, biological process: long-term synaptic potentiation; adenylate cyclase-modulating G protein-coupled receptor signaling pathway; cell surface receptor signaling pathway. Gene Ontology annotation, molecular function: G protein-coupled peptide receptor activity; corticotrophin-releasing factor receptor activity; peptide hormone binding. Gene Ontology annotation, cellular component: plasma membrane; dendrite; axon terminus. The transcript has 10 exons. Bases 15 to 998 code for a protein of 327 amino acids.
CUUACAGAGAAUGCAUGGAUAAUGGGACGUGGGCGUUGAAGAGCAAUUACUCCAAUUGUGAACCCAUUUUGGAGGAGAAGAGAAAAUAUCCAAUGCAUUACAAAAUAGCGCUGAUCAUCAACUACCUAGGUCAUUGUAUCUCUGUGGGAGCUCUAGUCGUGGCCUUCAUUCUCUUCUUGUGCUUAAGGAGCAUACGAUGUCUUCGAAACAUCAUCCACUGGAACUUAAUCACCACCUUCAUACUGAGGAACGUUAUGUGGUUUUUGCUUCAGUUGAUCGACCACAAUAUCCACGAGAGCAAUGAGCCUUGGUGUCGAUUAAUUACAACAAUAUACAACUACUUUGUGGUGACAAACUUCUUCUGGAUGUUUGUUGAAGGAUGUUACCUCCACACGGCCAUCGUAAUGACUUAUUCAACCGAUAAGCUCAGAAAGUGGGUCUUCCUUUUCAUCGGCUGGUGUAUUCCAUGCCCUAUAAUAGUAGCUUGGGCUAUAGGAAAGUUGUAUUAUGAAAAUGAACAAUGUUGGUUUGGUAAAGAACCUGGAAAAUAUAUGGACUACAUUUACCAGGGACCAGUUAUUCUUGUGCUAUUGAUAAACUUUGUUUUCCUCUUCAACAUAGUAAGAAUUCUUAUGACCAAACUAAGAGCUUCAACCACGUCUGAAACAAUUCAGUACAGGAAAGCCGUGAAAGCAACGCUGGUCUUGUUGCCCCUGCUGGGCAUCACCUACAUGCUCUUCUUUGUGAAUCCGGGGGAGGACGACAUCUCACAAAUUGUUUUCAUCUAUUUCAACUCCUUCUUACAGUCUUUUCAGGGGUUCUUUGUGUCAGUGUUUUACUGCUUUCUAAAUGGAGAGGUGCGUUCUGCCGUAAGGAAACGGUGGCACCGCUGGCAGGACAACCACGCCCUUAGAGUGCGAGUAGCACGAGCCAUGUCCAUCCCCACGUCUCCAACCCGGAUCAGCUUCCACAGCAUCAAACAGACCACAGCUGUGUGACCAGCACAUAAUCUCCACGACAACAUCUGAGGGAACACACUUAAUCUUUUUGUCCAGUACAAACAUUGAAGUGAUUUACAGAACAGACUGAUUCCUCUAAAAAAAACAAGCCACAGUGUGUCCAGUGGGACUGAAGAGCCAGGCAAUUUCUCUUGUCUGGUGGGAACAAUUACUAAAAGUAGACUUCACCCACACAUGAAGUAAAAUGGACACAUAAUUGAUUGAACAUGAUUCUUAAAGAUGUAUCUCCCGUAACACAAAGUGUACAUGAGGGUUUGACUUUUUCUGGAGAGUAUAUAAAAGAUGGCGUCAAACUGUCACAUUACAGAGAGUCUUAUCAUUUGAUCUUAAAGCGUUGUAAUCGAUGUCAUCUUACUGCUUAGUGGUUGUUAGUGGAGCAAGAUAACCCUCCGGGGGUUUGCAGCAUUACACUUCAACAGCUUAUGCACUUAUUGGCAUCUGCUCCAUUGUUACUUAGAUGAGGAAUACUUGCAAUUUAUUCAGAUACAUCGAUCAAACAUUUUUGACAGAUUUCUUGAGUGAGAUGAAUGUCAAAAUGCAAAAAUGCUCUUUGGCAUCAACAUCUGCAUUUGACAGAAACAGGCUUUAGAGAAGAGAAGGGUUCAACUGAAUUAAAUGUAAAAUAAAUCUAGGAAAUAAAAGGCGUUAGAUUGAAAAGAGUCACUGCUCUCUCUUGUAAAAAGAUAAUUAGAGGUCGAUACGUUUUUGAUGAUUUUAUACAAACAAGCCAUUCUAAUGGAGCCUUUGUAAUGUGUCCUUAGAGCAGUUUGAGUCCUUUAAGUCUUUUAGACGGUGUUGUAUUAUUUGUCUCGUACUGUACUGUUGUAAACCUUGUUAAAAUACUUAUUCAGCUUCCUCGCUUUUCCAGCUAUCUUUUUUUUUCAACUCCAUUUUUUCCACUUCCUCUUUGUGGGUUUUUGCUUCUUCUUUUCUCUCCUCAGAGCAGGAGGGUGUGAACAUAACGAGCCGUUUAAUGAUUCACACCAUCUGUGUGAAGCUGAUGGAUGAGCAGCCCCAAAUUAAAUCUCUCCAAAUGAGUAAAGAUAAGAUUAUAUAUUACACUAUAUAGAGUUGAGAAAUUAUAAAGUAAAAAUAGGGCAUUCAUGUAAUGUAUAUGUGUGGUAAGUGACUCGCAUGGAUUUAUCAUGCAGGCACAGUGGAUGCAGAUUACAUUGUUUUGGCUUUAUGAAAUCCUUGGGGCUUUCUAGUAAUCAGUGUCACAACUAAGCUGUUGGUUUACGUGAAAAAAAGCUUGAUGAAAUGAGCACCAAACACUUCCCCUGUAAUGCUAACUCUUACAUCUGCUCAGGCUGCUCACACAAUAAUUGGAACAAAUAUCUGCAAAGUCAAACUGCAAAACAUUUUUUUUUGUUUUCUCUAAAAGGAUGAAGAGGGGAGAACGUUUUAAAGCAUAUCCUCCUUUGUGUGUCCCUUACAUUUACUACAUGCAGUAACAUCAACGUACGUCUGUCAGGGGCUACAGUUAAGAAUGUUUAAAGGAUUACACUUAUUCACUUACCUGCCGAGAGUUAGAAGAUUAAUACCACUCUCGGAAAGUGGUAUUGAUCUUCUCAUCUAACCUUCAGCAAGAAAGCGAAUACGCAUUUUCCCCAAACUUAAAUGAUCUAGUUUUAUUAUAGUUGGGGUUUUGUAUUUAUUUAUUUAUAUUUCUGUAGUUAUUUGAUUCUUUCAUCAGGAUUAAAUUCACUGGAUUUAUUGUGAAGUUUGGAUUUAAAAAACGUUUUUUUUUUUUAAAUAUACUGAAUUUCUGUUUUCAAUUUGUUUGAGGGUAUUGCAUAGAGCAUAACAUAUUUCAUCACUCCUGGUGGUAAAAUGUACAUUUCAUACUUGUAUUUUGUAAUUUAUUUGUUACAUUACAGCUGACUUUGUUGUUGUUGUUGUUGUUGAUAUGCUUUUCCACUGGACUGACAUCAAAUGUUGAUCACCCAAAGCCAUUUUGAUGUAAAUAUUUUAAUGUAACAUUUCUGAAUUUCUGUUUUCAGCAUCACAACUCGUGCAUCUGUUGCGCACCCACUCAUGACCUCAUCAUGUUAUGUUAACAUAUAAAAAAAUGCAUAAUUUAAUAUUUUCAUACAGAAAGAAGUAAACAAAUCAUUUAUUCAAACUCACCAAAGAGACAAACCAUGUUUACCUGCAUCCAGAAUUUGUAUUGUCUACAUAUUUCCUUUGUUGCCAUUGCACUUUGUAGACCAACUCUUGUUCACUUUAUUUUGUACACCAUUUAUUGUACAUUAUGAAAUGUAUUUAAUGCAGUGUGAUGUCAGAUUUGUUAACUUAUUACUGUACAUGAAUACUUUUGACAUACUGAUUUUGUUGAACCACCUAUGUUGCCUUACAAACAAAAGAAAAGGAAGCUAGUGUAUCUGUAAAUGAUGUAUCAUUGUGUUACUGAUAUACAUUUGUCCAUGCACAUGUUAAAGGAAAAAAAUAUUGAUUUGAAUUAAAAUAAUACUCUUA